AUGCCCCCCCUCACCUCCUCAUUCCCCUUUUUUAAACUGUCCAACCUCGACACCGAAGACACAUCUUCCGUCCGCCCCUCCGACUCUACCGAAGCCGAAGAGAAGAUGUGGACGGAUACCGAACUGAUGGAUGAUGCGCGGCCAGGCCGACGAGGUAAUACAGAUGAUCAGCGUUGGAAGUACUCGGCGCCAACAAAGGCCAAGGAGAAGGACGUGGACGAGGGUGAGUAUCUUCCCCAUCCGCUCGAUGAGGCGGAGGAUAACGAAGACGGCAGGUUGCAUGUUGUGAAGUCUUGGUAUCAUGUGCCUGCGGAUGGAGUGAAGGCUGUUGGUUGGUUUAAGAGCCGUGACAGUGCUUCAAAGGGCGCAGAAAAGGACGUUACUCCCAAGUUCUGCGCAUUCCUUCACAGAGCCACAGCAUAUUUCACCUUCGCCACCCAUAAUCUUCACGCUCGUCACACCUCUGUCCCUUACUACAUCCACAACCACAACUCACACGCAACCAUGCAAUCCAAAAUCUUCCAUAUGGCACCACCACUAACCUCACAAUGCCCCGAAGAGCUAGACACAUCGCGCGUCGAACCUAGCCCAAGCGAAGGCAGCCAAUCAGACUGGGUCGAAGUAGCGGAUCGAGAAUGGAGCGACGAGGCGCUGUUGGACGAUGCGAGGCCCGGAUGGCAGAAAUGGGCGAAGUCAGAUGGUGCUAUAAUAGAGCAGGAGGAAAAGAGGAAAAAGCCUGUAAGCGGAGAUGGUCGCGAGUGUCAUUGUAAGGCGACACGUUGGAAGUUGUUAUUGAGUGGGUCUGCAAAAGAUCUCGAGAUGCGCCCAUGCUCAAUUCGAAGUCUCGAGAUGGCUGCGCGCAAGUAG
This is a messenger RNA of Parastagonospora nodorum SN15, 867 nucleotides long. RefSeq lists its product as hypothetical. Bases 1 to 867 code for a protein of 288 amino acids. The record is from RefSeq and is a predicted model, not a curated record. Lineage: Eukaryota; Fungi; Ascomycota; Dothideomycetes; Pleosporales; Phaeosphaeriaceae. The transcript is spliced from 2 exons.